Molecule: messenger RNA, 2222 nt
Organism: Amphiprion ocellaris (clown anemonefish)
Lineage: Eukaryota; Metazoa; Chordata; Actinopteri; Pomacentridae
Gene: cct7
Product: chaperonin containing TCP1, subunit 7 (eta)
Exons: 12
Coding region: 51-1688 (545 amino acids)
Biological process (GO): protein folding
Cellular component (GO): chaperonin-containing T-complex
Molecular function (GO): ATP binding; ATP hydrolysis activity; ATP-dependent protein folding chaperone
Source: RefSeq, a predicted model, not a curated record
GCAUUGUGGGAUUGGAUGCCGGCGGAAAGCUUCUCGAAGGAACUGCAAAGAUGAUGCCCACACCGGUUAUCCUGCUGAAGGAGGGGACAGACACGUCUCAGGGCAUCCCCCAGCUCAUCAGCAACAUCAAUGCCUGCCAGGUGAUUGCUGAGGCUGUCAGGACCACCCUGGGACCCAGAGGGAUGGACAAACUGAUGGUGGAUGGCAGAGGUAAGGCCACAAUCUCCAAUGACGGAGCCACCAUCCUGAAGCUGCUGGAUGUGGUCCACCCUGCAGCUAAGACUCUGGUGGACAUCGCUCGCUCCCAGGACGCUGAGGUUGGAGACGGCACCACCUCCGUCACCCUCCUGGCCGCUGAGUUCCUGAAGCAGCUGAAGCCGUACGUGGAGGAGGGUCUCCACCCUCAGACCAUCAUCAGGGCGUUCCGCACCGCCACCAACCUCGCCGUCAACAAGAUCAAGGAGAUUUCUGUCCCAGUGAAAAAAGAUGACAAGCAAGAGCAGAGACAGCUGCUGGAGAAGUGUGCAGCCACGGCCCUGAACUCAAAACUGAUCGCUGGCCAGAAGGAUUUCUUCUCCAAAAUGGUGGUGGAUGCUGUCAUGUCUCUGGACGAGCUGCUGUCUCUGAAGAUGAUCGGCAUCAAGAAGGUGCAGGGAGGAGCCCUGGAGGAUUCCCAGUUGAUCUCUGGGGUUGCAUUCAAGAAGACCUUCUCCUACGCUGGGUUUGAAAUGCAGCCCAAACGCUACGAGAAUCCAAAGAUCGCUUUGCUGAACGUGGAGCUGGAGCUCAAGGCUGAGAAGGACAACGCUGAGGUCCGCGUGAAAUCUGUGGAGGACUACCAGGCCAUCGUGGACGCAGAGUGGAACAUCCUGUACGACAAACUGGAGAAGAUCUACCAGUCCGGAGCCAAGGUGGUUCUGUCCAAGCUGCCCAUCGGAGACGUGGCCACUCAGUACUUCGCUGACAGAGACCUGUUCUGUGCCGGCAGGGUGCAGGAGGAGGAUCUGAGGAGGACCAUGAUGGCCUGUGGAGGCUCCAUCCAGACCUCUGUAGGAGCCAUGACGGACGACGUCCUGGGACAGUGUGAGCUAUUCGAAGAGGUUCAGGUCGGAGGAGAGCGGUACAACUUCUUCAAGGGCUGCCCGAAGGCGAAGACGUGCACCAUCAUCCUGAGGGGCGGAGCCGAGCAGUUCACAGAGGAAACAGAGCGAUCGCUGCAUGACGCCAUCAUGAUCGUCCGCAGAGCCAUCAAGAAUGACUCCAUUGUAGCGGGUGGAGGUGCCAUAGAGAUGGAGCUGUCCAAGUACCUGAGAGAUUACUCCAGAACCAUCCCCGGAAAACAGCAGCUGCUGAUUGGAGCUUACGCCAAGGCCCUGGAGGUCAUCCCCAGGCAGCUGUGCGAUAACGCCGGCUUCGAUGCCACCAACAUCCUCAACAAACUGCGUGCAAAACAUGCACAGGGCGGCAUGUGGUACGGCGUGGACAUCAACAACGAAGACAUCGCGGACAACUUCGCCUCCUGCGUGUGGGAGCCCGCCAUCGUUCGGAUCAACGCCCUGACGGCAGCAUCGGAGGCGGCUUGUCUCAUCCUGUCGGUCGACGAGACGAUCAAGAACCCUCGCAGCACCGUAGACGGACCUCCGGGCGGCGGCAGGGGCCGAGGCCGUGGCAGACCCCACGCUCACUAAAGAGAAAGCAAGAAGAAAACCUCAUUUUCUGGAGGCAGUAAAACCCACAUGCAGACAGAAGAUCGUCAGGUCGACUGAUCUGCAUUUGGGUUUGAAUUCUUGAUAAAAUGAGGCAUUGUAAGCAGUCGCAGACACAUGGCAAAUGACAGGCGUAUUGAAAGGAAACAAAGGGGGAAAGAGAAGCUCAUCGGGCAAUUUCAAGACCGUUUGUUUGGACUUUUUCUUUGUUUUUCACCGUUUUUCUUACUAAAAUUUCAAGCACUGUUUCCAUCUGUAGCUGUGAUACUGAAAUUGAAGCCAAAUGACAGCAGUUCCCCCUCAGUUUGGAAACAAACACUCCUGUCCCCUUCAGGUCAGCGCUUCUUCUUCUAACCCGAAGGAGCCGUUCCAUAACUUCUGUAAUCUGGUUUUGUGUUACAAACUGACUUGCAACAUGGGAAGCAAAGCACUGAUAGGAUGUCGAACAGUUCUGAAAAAGUGUGUGAGACUAUUUAUUGGACCAUUGUUGUCAAUAAAUUCACAGCCGAGAUCAUA